AUGGACUUUAAGACACUACCUAAACCGCUCCUACCUCAAAGAUCUCUUCCAUCUAGAAGUGGACACUCCUCAGAAGAGAUGCGUAUCCAAAACACGAGCUCUGUUCGAGGAAGGCAGGUGUCCCCUAUCGAUUGGGCGGGAGUUGGUGGGGGCUGGCACAGCUAUAUAAGCCACCUCCGACGAGCCGCCCCCAGUCACAUGUCAGACAGCGACUGGCAGAGAGUGGAAGCUAGCUACGCCGAGGAGGAGCUAAGGAUUCAGACUCGUCUCAGGCAGCUGUGA
Nezara viridula (southern green stink bug) is the source of this 282-nucleotide messenger RNA. The record is from the annotation of a GenBank genome assembly. NCBI's taxonomy places the organism in Eukaryota, Metazoa, Arthropoda, Insecta, Hemiptera, Pentatomidae.